Molecule: messenger RNA, 1755 nt
Organism: Sphaerodactylus townsendi
Lineage: Eukaryota; Metazoa; Chordata; Lepidosauria; Squamata; Sphaerodactylidae
Product: neuropeptide Y receptor type 6-like
Exons: 3
Coding region: 270-1502 (410 amino acids)
Biological process (GO): G protein-coupled receptor signaling pathway
Cellular component (GO): neuron projection; plasma membrane
Molecular function (GO): neuropeptide Y receptor activity; neuropeptide binding
Source: RefSeq, a predicted model, not a curated record
UAUACUUCUGAUUUCUUUGGACACAAAAUACAAGUCUCUUGAUUCUGCCACAAUUUAGCAUGAAAAGGAAAAGAAGACCAUUCAAAACAAGGGAGUGGAAAUAUUAUUUGAAAUUUCCAGAAGCGUGUUUCCAAAUCUUGGCUUUGCCUUGGAAGUGAAGAAUACUUAAUGAUAGAGGUGAAGAAUGACUGAUCCAGGCAUGUGUUUCAGUGUCACUUCUUAAUGGACUAUGAAUUCUUCCACGAUCAGAUUGCUCCAAGAAGCAGCUCAUGAAGAAAAAAAAAUUAAGUACACUUGUUGAGUUACUCCAAGAAAAUAAUAAAAUCAAAGGAGGUUUAAAAAAAAAACUGGCUUUCAAUCUACAGUUAUGUCUGUGGUUUCAAAGUUGUUUCAUGAGUGGUGAAACACAGCCCAGCAUGAAUCUGUCUAUGGCAAACAGCAGUAAAUUACAGUUUCAGCACUUUGAAUCCUGUCCAUCAUCUUUUCCUGCAGUCUUCUUGCUCAUCACAGCUUACGCUAUAGUGGUAUUAGUGGGGUUUUUUGGCAACCUGUGCCUGAUUAUUAUCAUCAGAAAACAAAAGGAGAGCCAAAACGUUACCAACAUUUUGAUUGCCAAUCUCUCCUUGUCUGAUAUCUUCAUUUGCAUCAUAUGCAUUCCUUUCACCGCUUCAUACACUCUGAUGGACUAUUGGGUUUUUGGAGACGCAAUGUGUAAAAUAACUAGCUUUGUUGAAAGUAUGUCUGUCACUGCCUCCAUAUUCUCACUUAUACUAAUUGCUGUUGAGAGGUACCAGCUGAUAGUGAACCCGCGUGGCUGGAAGCCCAACAUUUCCCAUGCAUACUGGGGAAUUGUCUUCAUUUGGGGGUUCUCUAUGAUAAUAUCAGUUCCCUUUUUUGUGUUCAUUCAAGUUAGUGAUGAACCCUUUAAAAACCUUUCUUCCCACACUGAUGCCUAUAUCAACAUGGUUGUCUGCAUUGAAGUGUGGCCAUCUGUUGAAGAGCGACGGGUGUUUACCACAGCCAUGUUGCUUUUCCAAUACUUCUUCCCACUGGGGUUCAUUUUUGCCUGUUACAUCAAGAUAUACAUGUGCCUUCAAAAGAGGCAUGCUAAAGUUGAUCACAUAAGGGAGAAUGAGAGCAGGCUAAAUGAAAGCAAAAGGAUUAAUAUUAUGCUCUUUUCUAUUGUUGUGACCUUUGCAGCAUGCUGGUUACCUCUGAACAUAUUUAACAUUCUGUUUGACUGGCAUCAUGAGGCACUAAUGAACUGCCACCAUAAUGUGGUCUUUACCUUGUGCCACUUGGUAGCCAUGAUAGCAACAUGCAUCAAUCCAGUGUUUUAUGGGUUUCUAAACAAGAAUUUUCAAAAGGAUUUGGUUCUUCUGCUUCACAAGUUUAAAUGCUUUGCAUCUGUAGAGUUAUAUGAGAACAUUGCCCUUUCAACUCUGAACACUGAUGUGUCCAAGGGAUCCCUAAAAUUGAACAACGUGCCUGCAAAUAUCUGAAACAGGCAAUUUCCCAACAGUUACUUAUCUGUCUAGAACAGUGGUUCCAAACCUUUAUUAAUUUGCAUUCUCCCUGGAAACUUGUUUCCCUAAAAUUGUAUCCCCAUAUAAGCAAACCCAUUACAUUAUUUUUGUGUACCCCAAAUGCUCUGGCUGAAAACAUUUGUGUUCUUUGUAUUGUACUGGCUUUAGUUGUGUUGCUUGGAACCUGAACUAUCUUGCAAAUAAGUAAAAUAAAAAUAAUUAUUAAUAA